GGGCCCCUCCCCAAAGCAAAUCAUGAAUUAGCUGAGGUUUAAGUCAGUCCCUCUCUACUGUUGGCUGAACUUCUGCUGGACCGACCUUCUCCAGACGCGGGACAGGGGAGUAAAACAGUUCCAGUACCAACUCUUUAGGUGAUUCCUUAGACUCUCCUUAAAAACACCGAGGAAGCUCCCAGAAAGUGACUCAUGUCUCUGCUUACCCACAUAUUAAUCUGCAUCUUUGGCUCUGGCUCUUGGGUCGCCAUCAAUGGCUUAUGGGUAGAAUUACCUCUGCUGGUAGAAAGGCUACCCGAAGGUUGGAAUCUACCUUCCUACAUCACAAUCAUCAUCCAGCUAGCCAAUGUGGGACCCCUCCUCAUCACCCUGCUCCACCGGUUUCGGCCUGGCUACGUUUCUGAAGUUCCUAUCAUCUAUGUUCUGUUGGCCGUGGGCACGAUUGCCUGCUUCCUCUUUGCUUUCCUGUGGGAGAAGACGUCAAUGGUGGCUGGUGUUUCCCAUAGCAUAGCCUUCCUGAUCCUUACCUUUAUCCUGUCUCUGGUGGAUUGCACCUCCUCUGUCACUUUUCUCCCCUUCAUGGCCAACUUGCCAGCCCAUUACAUGAAUACCCUUUUUGUUGGGGAAGGACUGAGUGGUCUCCUCCCUGCCAUAGUGGCUCUGAUCCAGGGCUCAGGGACUAAAACUUGUGCCCAAGUUACCAAUAGCUCCAUAAUCACUGAACCAGCUAACAUCACUAAAAUUCCCUUCAUCGCUGGGGAUGUGACCAUGAGCCCUGACCUCGUUACUAGAACACCUCAGCCAGAGAAUUGUUACCUCUCAGCCAAUUUUUCCCCCUUUGUCUUCUUUCUCCUGCUGUCAGUCAUGAUGGCCAGCUGCCUGGCUGCCUUUUAUGGCCUGACACGUAUCUCUAAGCGAUGGGUAUGCUCUGAGGACCACCUGGCUAACCAAGUGACUCUGAAGUCCUUCAAGUCCCAAGAACCCUCAGAUGGCAAAAGUGACAAAGACAACUGCCCCUCACUGGACCUGCCUGAGGAGAACAAGACUGCCGUCUGGUCACGAUCCCAAUUAGUCUUCAUCUAUAUUCUGGUGGCUUUUGUGAAUGCCCUCACCAAUGGAAUCUUCCCCUCUAUUCAUUCCUUUUCCUGCCUGCCCUAUGGUUCCAGGGCCUACCACCUGUCUUCAGUGCUUAGCGUUAUAAUUUACCCCGUGGUUUGCUUCGUUUCUGUGUUCCUACCUGAAAUAUCUCUCUCAUGGCUGGGGAUGGUCACAGUGGUGGGAACCGGUUUUGGAGCAUACAACAUGGCCACGGCUGUCCUGAGUCCUUGCCCCCCUUUGAAGGGCUCCCCUUGGGGAGAGGCCCUCAUUAUUAUCUCUUGGGUGACAUAUCAUGGGAUCCUGAGCUAUGUGAAGGUGAUAACUGGGGUGUACCUGCGCAAGGUGAGCCACAGCGCUCUCCUGUGGUGUGGUGCAGUGAUACAACUAGGCUCUGCAAUUGGAGCAAUACUCAUGUUUCCUCUUGUCAACGUGUUGCAAAUUUUUAAGUCCUCCUAUGGAAGCAGCGUGCAGUGUCCCAUCUGAGCGUGCCCUAGGGCAACUUUUCUGGGACCAGGAGAGCCAAAGCCAUGGAAAGGCAAUCACAUCCCCAUCCAAGUUUCCCUCAGACACUGGCACAGGUACUCUCAGGUCUGCUUUCUCUACUCUAUUCUCACCCUAGUAACAUUAAAGCUUCCACAGUUUUAGCCAUCUGGGAAGACUCCACUCCCAUCUCCAAGAGUCAAAGCCACAAAUUCCACAAUUAGCUAGUCAGGACUUCAGUCACUGUUCUGGGAAACCAUUGUUAUUGGCAUUUGGAUAUAUGCUCUAUCUCUGGGCAAAAAAAGUAGGUUAGCCCACAGUCUUCAGUUGCAUAUGGACUAGCCUAUUGUUAACUGGUUAAGUGACUUGCCUAGGGUCAUUCAACCAGUAUAUGAUGGAGGGCUUCCUAAUUUUAGCUUUCUUUUUAAAUUUUUUAAAAUUCAGUAGUAUUUUAUUCU
This is a messenger RNA of Sarcophilus harrisii (Tasmanian devil), 2036 nucleotides long. RefSeq names its product solute carrier family 52, riboflavin transporter, member 3-like. Gene Ontology annotation, biological process: riboflavin transport. The transcript has 4 exons. The record is from RefSeq and is a predicted model, not a curated record. Gene Ontology annotation, molecular function: riboflavin transmembrane transporter activity. NCBI's taxonomy places the organism in Eukaryota, Metazoa, Chordata, Mammalia, Dasyuromorphia, Dasyuridae. Gene Ontology annotation, cellular component: plasma membrane. Bases 193 to 1581 code for a protein of 462 amino acids.